UGUCGACACUCGACGUACAACAAUACGACUGAUACGAGAGGUUACAAUUUUAAUGAGCACAACAGAGCAAUUUCCAUGUCAAACAAAAUUAUUAUAAUUAAAUUAUGCAAGACAAUAUAAUAUAAUGAUGCAUGUACAUAAAGGCUGUGGUUGCUAAACUAGUCAUGGUGUUAUUAUUAUUACUUAAUCUAUAUUUGUAAAGCUAUGCUGAAAUUGUCCAACAGUUUUUACAGAUACUUGAAAGUCACAGAGAGCAUAAGUGUAGGUGCACAUGUAAGAAACUUCACUCAAUUAAGUUGUAGCAGAAAGAAAUGCAGUGUAGAAAGCAGUACAUACACAUUGACAAUAAACUGCUGCCCCUGUACUGCACUACAAUUAAGGUUGCUGUCAAGUAAAAAGAAGAGAAUAAGGAUACAAAUACCAUCUUUAAAAUCAGAUGAAUCUGAAACAUUCAAUCAAAUGAGUGAAUUACAGCCGAAUAACAAUCACAAUAGCCAUGGAGGCCAGCUUAUUGAUUCGCCAGGUAACAGUGUUAAUGAAUGGCAGAUGCAAAUUGGGGAUGACUCCCCACACGAUGCUAAGAUACCAAAGACCAGUGUUCCACCAAAUUUUCGUGUCUGGGAGCCGGUAGGAAAAAGGAGUGACACAAUAUCGGGUUCCUCAUUUAAAUUUAAAGUGCUCUCAUACAAUGUAUUAGCACAGUAUUUGUUGGAAUGUCAUCCAUAUCUGUACACGGGAUCUUCAUCAAAGAACCUGAAAUGGAAGGUGCGUGCGGCACGAAUUUACGAUGAAAUUGUCAAUUUGGCACCAGAUAUAAUCUGCUUGCAAGAAGUGCAGGCUUCGCAUCUAAAAAGUUUUUACUCUAAAUUCGAAAAUAUUGGCUAUGUCGGCAUCUUCAAGCAGAAAACUGGACAUAGAGCAGACGGAUGUGCAAUUUAUUAUAAACAGUCGAUGUUUGAAAAGGAAGAACAUUUUACCGUGGAGUUCCACCAGCCUGAGCUACCAAUUCUUAACCGCGACAACAUUGGCGUUAUGGUGAAGCUGAUCCCCAAGAAUAUGCCCAGAAUGCCCAUAGUAGUAGCUACCACCCAUCUUCUAUACAGCCCUAAGAGAACCGACGUGAGACUAGCACAGGCUCAAGUGUUGCUCGCAGAGUUGGACAGAUUCGCUUACUAUAACAAUGGCAGAGAGUCUGGCCACUUACCCAUAAUUAUGACGGGGGACUUAAAUUCGACACCGGAUAGUGCUGUAAUAAAACUGUUAGAUAGAGGACUCGUCAGAGCCAGCAUGUUCCGGGGUAGUUCGGAUUGGAAACGUAUCGGCGUUACAGACAACUGCCAGCACUUAUCUGUAUACUUGGACCGGAUGCAGGGUAGAACUACAGAAUUUAGCACCACUCAGAUAUAUAACUCGGAGCACAGUGGCGAUCUGUCUGAAUCUAUAUGCGCCUCAUCAUGCGAAGGGUACAGUGCUCUGUUCAACAAGGAUCUCAUCGGCCAUUCACUAAACCUCGUCUCUGUAUACAACAAAUAUAAGCCCGACAAGCAGCGCGAAGCCUCCACCUACCAGGAUCAAUGGGUCACCGUCGACUACAUGUAUUUUAGUUGCUGUUCCGCCCUGUCGCUGUCCAAACGGCUGCGGCUGCCGACGGUGGCGGAGUGUGAGGCGAUGGGCUGCUUGCCAAAUGACGUGUACGCGUCUGACCAUCUUGCGCUCGCUGCAGUCUUCGAGUUGCGACCUCUCGUAUCAUCUUUAUAA
This is a messenger RNA of Achroia grisella, 1758 nucleotides long. It is a transcript of the gene angel, whose product is annotated as protein angel homolog 1. NCBI's taxonomy places the organism in Eukaryota, Metazoa, Arthropoda, Insecta, Lepidoptera, Pyralidae. Gene Ontology annotation, molecular function: 3'-5'-RNA exonuclease activity. The transcript has 10 exons. Bases 205 to 1758 code for a protein of 517 amino acids. The record is from RefSeq and is a predicted model, not a curated record.